AUGUCGAUACUCACAACUUCGACGCUCCUUGAUCUGCCACGAGAGAUUCUUUUUGAAAUCGCGGGCUGGCUAUGCACUCCCGACCUAAAUCGGUUCUUCCGUACGAGUCGCGCACUCCAUGAUCUCCUCUUCUCGGACCUUUGCAAGAGAAGCCUCAAGUUUAUGAACGAUCAUUUUAUUUCUUAUGCAGAUCAUGGGUAUGAAGUCGGCGUUCGGACAAUGUUGUCGGUCGGGGUGGAAGUAGAUACUCGUACCCUUAACGCACCUUUCUAUACAGCAUUGAUGUGCGCCGUGGGGAAUAAUCACAUAGGCACUGCGAAGAUACUCUUGGACCACGGAGCAAAUCCAAAUCAUCGCGACGAGUUCCGUGAUCUACCAUUACAAUGGGCCAGUCCAUUCAAAGAAAAUUUUGCCAUCCAGGAACUACUACUCGAGUACAAAGCCGAUGUGGGUCUUGCUGGGGUACGAGGUAGAACCCCCUUGAUCGACGCGAUCUACCGGAAAGCGGAUCGGUACAUUAGCUUUCUUCUCAGCAAGGGUGCUGAUAUAAAUGCCCGUGAGCCCGAGAGUGGUGCGCCUCUACAUAUUGCAUCUGAGAAGUACUAUGUGCGGAAAGACAUUUUCGACGUCAUUCUUGGCGCAGGUGCUCAGGUGGAUUGUUUCGAUAGAGAGAACAUGUCGCCUCUUCAUAUCGCCGCUUUUUAUCUAGGCAUAGACAGAAUUUCCGCGUUACUGACACAUGGAGCCGAUAUCAAUUUGCGAAGUCCUGGUGGUGCGGAUAGUGGCUGUACAGCCCUGCAUUAUGCCGCAAGUACGCCGGAAAGCUAUGCCAGCGAAGCCAUUGCGUUUGUUAUUCAGCAUGGGGCCGAUGUCGAUGCUAAGGAUGAUAAAGGCCGUACGCCUUUCCUUCUUGUGAGGCUAGAAUCUGAUUCGACCUGUACAUACAGUCGCGUGGAGACUCUCUUACAGCAUGGUGCUGAUAUCAAAAUCCAAGACCAUGAAGGUUGGUCGGCUUUACACUAUCAAGCUGACUCUAUGUCUAUCGAGCUUAUUAAAUGGUUAUACGAUCAUGGUUGCGACGUCAACAGGGAAAACAAAAAUAAAGAAACACCUCUUUUCAUGGCAAUAAGCUCACAGAAUUACAGAAAUCGGAGCGCAGUCAUGGUUGAGACCUUGCUCCAUCUCGGUGCUAAUGUCAACUUGGAAAACUCCCAGAAGAGAAGUCCAUUGUUUUUUGCUGCCACUAGAGGAUGUCCGAAAAUGACACGGAUUCUAUUGGAGCAUGGGGCAGAUGUUCAUCACAGAGACAGGCGUGGAUUCACACCUCUACAUUUGGCUGUAACAACUGUCGCUUUCCUCUGCAAUGAUAAGUUGUUACGGCCUCGCCCCACAGUGAAGGAAAUACAUGAGGUGAUACGACUCCUUGUUCAAUAUGGAGGAGACAUAAAGGCGGAAGAUCAUCAUGGGUUCACGCCUUCAAUGUUGACUCAACAUCAUGAUCUUCGGACCAUAGGUGGCCGUUAA
Molecule: messenger RNA, 1524 nt
Organism: Penicillium angulare
Lineage: Eukaryota; Fungi; Ascomycota; Eurotiomycetes; Eurotiales; Aspergillaceae
Exons: 1
Coding region: 1-1524 (507 amino acids)
Molecular function (GO): protein binding
Source: RefSeq, a predicted model, not a curated record